AUGUCUUCCAAUCGCGAAUCAGACAUGUCUCACCUUGCUGCUGGCACUCCUGUCGCCAGCCCGCGCACCCCAGGGGGACUCCAGGUUCCUGGACGUCCGCCAUUCCGCCUACCAACGCCGCAAGGCUAUCCGCCUGGAUGGAACUCGCCUUUCCCCCAAGGCUCUGCUUGGGACACCCCACGCUUUGAUAUUGGCACUCCGGCACCAGGCCUGAGGGCCUCCAGAGGUGGAUCAGCCCCCCCAGCAGACCAGGGCGCGACAGUCAACUUCACUCCUCUCGCAGCUCCAGCCUCUACGCCGAGCGAAUUCCCAUCAGGCUCUGUUUGGAACACUCCACGCUUUGAUAUUGGCACUCCGGCACCAGGCCUGAGGGCCUCCAGAGGUGGAUCAGCACCCCCAGCAGACCAGGGCGUGUCAGUCAACUUCACGCCUCUCGCAGCUCCAGCCUCUACGCCGAGCGGAUUUCCGUCAGGCUCUAUUUGGGACACACUACGCUUUGAGGCUGACACUCCUGUCGCCGUCCGGAAGCCCCUCGCACCCGUAGUAGCACCCCCAAAGACUGUAAGGCGCACCGCUGGUCUGAGAGCUCGCCAGGACUCCACUCCCUUCGUGAAGAGAAAGGGACUCCGCAGCAGCGCGAUCAUGUCUUUCGCACCUAACGGCAUUUACAUGCUAGACCUACCUGGAUUCGCUUCUAAGCAUCCUUCCUUGACCACUCCCCAAGUCGAUCGAAUCACCUUUCACAUCUCCGAGAAUGGCGCCAUCUACUGGGGCGCUCUCACCGCUGACGACGGCACUGUCGAAGUCUCCUUGAUGAUCCAGCGUCUCCCAAUUGAGAAACGCCCGACCUUCAGCUUCACAUGGUGCGGCCAACGUGAGAACUCCCGAGCUCUCAUCGGACCUACCUGCACCGGAGUCUUUCACUUCGAAGGCGAGAACACCAUCGUGGGACAUUUCAAGUCGCUCUACGAUUUCCGCACUGAAUUUAUCGGCCACCGCAACAAAACCAACAUCAUCGCUCCUCUUGCUGCUGCAAAGAUUAAAGAACAUUGGACAGCUUGCCAUGAACGUCUCGCCAGCAUUACGAAUAUUGAAGAAAAGUACGCGAAAGAACAGACUGAAGAUGAAUUACUCGCCUCAUUCGUCGCCGGCGACAGCUUCAUCGAGCACGUUGACCUCGACUGGGCAGAGAAACUCCCCAUGCUCCAACAGACUCGCUCCUAUUACCUUUCCACCUCUCACAACAUCAACAAGCUCAAGUUCGACUCCAUCCAGCCCCAACACCUUGCCCUUGAAGAUCUCACACUCUGCCGAGACGAAGACGGAACAAUGUGGGGCUCGUUCAAGAUCCAGAACACGAAAGGCGUCCUACGAUUCGACCAAUUCGCAUACCCGCUUGAACCCAGACUGCCCCCGACAUAUCAAUUCGAGUGGUACGGCAUCGAGACUGUUGGCGACAUCCAAACCGCAUCGCAGCGCUCCGUACGUCGUGGAACCGGCUUCAUAACCUUCGAGAACUUCUGCGAAUCUACGAUCCACGGCCGCUUCAAUCCUCCAGAGGGCGCCAACCUAGACUCGUUCUCUUCGUCCGGUGGCCUGGCGGACGCCGGCUUCUGGAACGCUUCGUGGCAGCAACCGUACGACUAUUACGGCUAUGUCAACGACGCGAAAUCAGACCUACUUGACGAUCAAUCGGCCGGACGUCGCAUUUCACGCUCAAUCCCGUCGAUGAAGGGGGAGUGGGCCGAGAUUCGGGCCCUGUGGGGGGUGGGUGCUGGGGAGGUAGAUGGGGGUGCGGAGUCCCCUUGGGGUCUUCGCACCCUCAGAACUGGAGAGACGUUGCCGGAGGGCGCGUUUGGGACGGCGGCGGCGGAGGCUUUGAUCGCCUCGUGGACGUACGAGGAGGAUUCCGAGGGGGGGAAGGAAUCUUCCUCGUCCGUCCACGGGGCGGCGAGCAAGAAGAGGUCGCGGGAGGAGGAGGAGGGGGAGGCAGAGGGGGAAGAGGAGGGUAGUUCCGGGGGAAAGAAGAAGAAGAAGAAGAAGCAGAAUCAUGUCCGCUUUGCGGACGUAGAGGGGGGCGAGCCGGCCACAACUACUCGAAAGAGUGGCAGGAAGAGGACCCCAACUACCCGAUAUACGGACUAA
Mytilinidion resinicola is the source of this 2145-nucleotide messenger RNA. RefSeq lists its product as uncharacterized. Bases 1 to 2145 code for a protein of 714 amino acids. The record is from RefSeq and is a predicted model, not a curated record. NCBI's taxonomy places the organism in Eukaryota, Fungi, Ascomycota, Dothideomycetes, Mytilinidiales, Mytilinidiaceae. The transcript has 2 exons.